AUGCUUGUAAUUAGUAUAAUUUUAAUAUGCAUAACAGCUAUUGCCUUUUACACAUCGCCAAAAAAGUUCAAGGACUCAUACAUUUCAAAAUUUAAUGACAAGUUUAGCAAGUAUUUUAGGACACCCAACUCUACUCCUGCUCUGUCAAGAAAGCCAUCCUACAGCUCAAAUGAGCCAUUAAAAGAUCCAACACCUUUAAUGAUUACUCCUGAUCAAGUCAAAAAUUAUGAUGAUAGACCAUGGAGACCAUUCAGAUGGCCCUAUCACCAAACUAUGUCCAUUUUCAAGUUGGAUAUGAACCACUGGCUCGACAUGGAUAAAUACUACUGGCGCUACAUUGAAGAGAAGAAGAGAAUUUGGAUGACUUAUGGAAAGGAGAAUAUUGACUGGUUACCUGAAGGGUACGAGCCAUCCUUUGAGUUGAUGCAAAUUGUUACUGACCACAUGUUAAAAAGGUACCCUUUGUUGUUCACUUUAGUCGAAGACAAAGGUGAAGCCGGUGGAAAAAUCGUCUACAACGAGUUAACUAAGGAAACCUUGGACAUGACUCUCCCAUUAAAGGAACAACCAUUAUUAUACGUUUCCAAGAUGGCUAAAGAAGACUUCUAUGUUGUUUUAAAGAACCCUAAAGAUGACUUACAUUACCUUGUUGCUGCUGCAGUUCCUUUCCCUGGUGGAUCUUUUGGAAUCGACAGCAAACUCGGCCAGCACUUGGAUGUAAUCCACGAAGACGUUCCAUACUAUAAGGAAAAGUUGAAGAGAUCGAUGGAAAGAUGGUUUGACAGAUUAACUCCAAACGAUCCGGUGGAAAGAGCCUCAUGGUACAUCUCAUGGGAUCACAAAUUAAAGGUUAACAACGUUUACCAGUUACCUAAAUUCGUACCAGACUUAAAGGCAGAUAUGGAAUCCAUGGAUCCAAAGGAUUUUAACGUAAGAGUGGAAAGACAAACAUUAAGAAAGUUACCAAAAUCUGGUGCCAUCAUUUUCACUAACCAUCCAGUGUUCUACUCCAUUGAAGAAAUGAAGGACGAGCCAUUAGUUCCAAGCUUGAUUAGAAAGAUUUUGUAUGAAGGACCACAAGAUAUCAUCAAGUAUAAGAAUUUCGAUUUCUUUAGAGACUACAUAGUGGGUUAUUUGGAUAGUUUGGUAAAGAGGCAGAUUGAUUUGGGUAUUAUCCUGGAAGACACUCCGUUGAAGACCUUACCAACUUAUCCAUUUGCACACUGGUCCAAGACCGAUUUUGACUUGGUCAAUGGAUGGAACAAUCCAAAAGAAAAAGUGAACUACUUGCAGAAGGCCAAGGAAGAAAAAGUCCAUAAGAACCAGUAG
Molecule: messenger RNA, 1329 nt
Organism: Dujonia railenensis
Lineage: Eukaryota; Fungi; Ascomycota; Pichiomycetes; Serinales; Debaryomycetaceae
Source: the annotation of a GenBank genome assembly